AUGUUAUUGAAUGGGAAGCUUCAUUGGGCUAGUAGUAGUACUACCUCUCAUGAUUUUCAUUCUUAUAAUGGUUGGGAUAUCGGUUACAUUGAUCUGGCUGAUGGGAAAUGGGGAAAAAUGGAUACACCCUGCUAUGGAGAAGGAGAUUUUCAAUUUAUGCAGUGCUUGGGAGUCUUGGGAAGUGAUCUUUCUGUGUUUUGUAAUAGUCAGAAGAUUUACACAGAUGUUUGGGUUAUGAAGGAGAAUGGGGUUAAAGAAUCUUUGACAAAGAUGUUUACCAUCAAUUAUCCUGCUUAUGGUGUGGGGGAUAUGCUCGUUCCACCCUUUUGCAUGUCAAGUGAAGGUAGAAUUUUGUUUGAGAAUGAAUCAACUUUCAUGAUUUAUAAUCCAAAGGAUGAAUCGAUAAGAUAUCAAGCAGUUACCAACUGUGAUUCCUUUUACUGGGCAGAUAUCUACAUCGAAAGCCUAGUUUGGCCCAAUUUUACUGAAUAA
Nicotiana attenuata is the source of this 492-nucleotide messenger RNA. RefSeq names its product F-box protein CPR30-like. The transcript has a single exon. NCBI's taxonomy places the organism in Eukaryota, Viridiplantae, Streptophyta, Magnoliopsida, Solanales, Solanaceae. The coding region runs from base 1 to 492 and encodes 163 amino acids. The record is from RefSeq and is a predicted model, not a curated record.